GCCGGAGCAGCCUCAGCAAGCAACCCCUACCUCAUUCCAAAGAUAUCUUGGGAUAUUGGGCAUCGUCCACUCAUCCACCGCAUUGCCACAGCGGAAGCCACCUCUACACAGUACUACUAGUUGGCAGUGGGAACUUUCACCGUUCCAUCGCUGGUGCUGGGCAUGCUGGGCAACCCUCUUGUCACUCACGUCAUUGGCGGUCAGUUAGCGGCAAACUGCUCGGAGGUCUUACACCCGAUAGAGCGCGACUACUAGUACCUUUGCCUUCCGCCUCUCUCUUCGACAUCUUAACACCCGUGUUUCUCGCCACUUUUAUUCCCUGUCGGCGUCUUCGAUUGCACGCAAAACCACUUAGACCACCGACCAUGACCGGCCUCCGUCUCACCAUCGAAGAUGGCAAGUUCUGCGACGGCCAUGGCAGACAGGUGAUUCUGCGAGGCAUCAAUGUGGCCGGCGAUGCCAAGUACCCAAGCAAACCCGACCAACCCUCGCACGUGGGGGAGGAUUUCUUUGAUGGCGACAAUGUCAGCUUCGUCGGGAGGCCAUUUCCCAAGGAGGAGGCGCACCUCCAUUUCUCUCGGCUAAAGCGAUGUGGCUACAACACCAUCCGCUAUGUCUUCACCUGGGAAGCCAUCGAGGCCGCCGGCCCUGGAAUCUACGACGAGACCUGGAUUGCGGAGACAAUUCAGGUGCUUAGGGCAGCGAAGAGCUAUGGGUUUUACAUCUUCAUGGACCCUCAUCAAGACGUGUGGUCUCGUUUCUCGGGCGGCUCGGGAGCACCGAUGUGGACACUGUACGCGGCCGGUCUUAACCCCCAGAGCUUCGCGGCGACCGAGGCAGCGAUCGUCCAUAACACGUAUCCGGAGCCGGACAAGUUCCCCAAGAUGAUCUGGUCCACGAACUACUACCGCCUUGCUGCUGCCACCAUGUUCACGCUGUUCUUCGCUGGCAAGGAUUUCGCGCCAAAGUGCAUCAUAGACGGAGUGAAUAUCCAGGACUAUCUGCAGGGCCAUUUCCUGCGGGCAUGCGCCCAUCUUGCGCAACGAAUCCACGAAGCCGGGGGCAUCGAGAACGACGUUGUGUUCGGAUGGGAGAGCUUGAACGAGCCAAACAAAGGCAUGAUCGGCUACGAAGACAUCAGCGUCAUACCGAAAGAGCAGGCUCUGAAGAAAGGAACCUGCCCAACGAUAUGGCAAACCAUCCUAACCGGAUCUGGCCGAGCCGUUGAAGUUGAGACCUGGGACAUGGGUGGGCUUGGCCCUUAUAAGGUAGGGCGAACGUUGAUUGACCCGCACGGCGAAAUGGCGUGGCUGCCUGCCGAUUAUGACGAGUCGCGAUAUGACUACAAGAGGAACACGGAAUGGAGGCUAGGAGAGUGUCUGUGGGCGCAGCAUGGCGUUUGGGAUCCAUCCACCGACAGGUUGCUCAAGAAGGACUAUUUCAGGAAGCACCCGACCACCGGGGCCACCAUUGACUAUAACUACUUCACCAACAACUAUUUCAUGGACUUCUAUCGCAAAUACCGCGACAUCAUCAGGUCGUACCACAAGGAUGCGAUCAUGCUCUUACAGGGUCCCACCAUGGAACUUCCCCCGCUGAUCAAGGGCACUCCGGAUGGCGACGAUCCGUUGAUGGUUUACGCCCCGCACUGGUACGAUGGCAUCACGUUGAUGACCAAGAAGUGGAACCGGACGUGGAACGUCGACGUGAUAGGUGUGCUGCGCGGGCGGUAUUGGCAUCCGGCUUUGGCUGUCAAGAUCGGCGAGACGGCCAUCAGGAACUGCUUCAGGGAUCAGCACGCGACCUUGAGGAAAGAGGGCCUUGAGCGGAUCGGGAAUCAUCCGUGCAUGUUGACGGAAUUUGGCAUCCCGUAUGACAUGGACGAUAAGUACGCCUAUAGGACGGGUGACUACUCGAGUCAAUCGGCCGCUAUGGACGCCAAUCACUUCGGAGUGGAGGCAUCCGGCCUGGAAGGUUAUACAUUGUGGCUGUACAUGGCCAAAAACGACCAUGAAAAGGGGGAUCAAUGGAACGGCGAGGAUCUAUCCAUCUUCUCCAUAGACGACAAACUGCUGCCCCUCUCGGCACGUCCCAAGAGCGCUGAUUUGGAUGACUCCUCCUCGACCUUUAAUGCGCGCUCCUCUGCACCGAAGAAGGAGCUGGACGACGAUGACAGCGUGACGCCAGCCACUCUCAGGCGCUCCCUCACAAACCCUUCCAUCUCGUCGGAAGCCGCCUCACGCCAACCAGAGCUGACCGCUUCCCCGGGAUAUCGGGCAGCAGAGGCAUAUGUGCGACCAGCGCCGAUCGCUGCUGCUGGGUUGAUCACGAGUUACGGGUUCGAUCUCCGGCAAUGCCUCUUUCACCUGACCGUCAAGGCUCCCAAGGUGGCAGACCCCGAAGCCCCGACGGUAGUAUUCCUGCCCGAGUACCACUUCCCUAGGGACGAGUGCUCGAUCGAAGUCAGCUCGGGGAAGUGGGAGAUUAGCAGCGACGAGGAGGAGACUGUGCUAAUCCAGCGGCUGCGCUGGUGGCAUGGCGAGGGCGAGCAGACCCUAAGAGUCUCGGGCAUCGUCAGAACCCACAAUGUCGGCGAGCGCGCUGACGAUGCUGGCGGCUUAUACGACCAGUGCAACCAGGGCACGUGGAGUAACUGCAAUAUCAUGUGAAGGCGUUGGUUAAUUCUUGUUCUUGGCUUCAGCUGUUCUGGGUUGUUUUGCAAUAUACUCAUGCGCAGGAGUUUGGGCAUAUUCUGGAGCAUGCUAUCUUGGGAAGAGCGAUGGGUUGAGGGAUUCCGCGAUGGCUUGGACAACCACUUUCACAGGACAAGCCAUUCCCCCUAAAUACGGGGAGAUGUUACACGCAGGUACAAUACCAACAUACAGCCACCAUACCGUCUAUUUUUAGGUACUUAAUGUUCAUGAGUUCGUCGUUCGGCAUCAUUACCUGG
Messenger RNA from Chaetomium strumarium, 2950 nucleotides. Its product is annotated as glycoside hydrolase family 5 protein. The transcript has 3 exons. Gene Ontology annotation, biological process: ergosteryl 3-beta-D-glucoside catabolic process. The record is from RefSeq and is a predicted model, not a curated record. The coding region runs from base 366 to 2669 and encodes 767 amino acids. Lineage: Eukaryota; Fungi; Ascomycota; Sordariomycetes; Sordariales; Chaetomiaceae. Gene Ontology annotation, molecular function: steryl-beta-glucosidase activity.